Messenger RNA from Perognathus longimembris pacificus (Pacific pocket mouse), 1738 nucleotides. It is a transcript of the gene Polr1g, whose product is annotated as RNA polymerase I subunit G. NCBI's taxonomy places the organism in Eukaryota, Metazoa, Chordata, Mammalia, Rodentia, Heteromyidae. The record is from RefSeq and is a predicted model, not a curated record. Gene Ontology annotation, biological process: transcription by RNA polymerase I. Bases 174 to 1460 code for a protein of 428 amino acids. The transcript has 3 exons.
AAGUAGAGCUUUCCUCCUGUUCCCUCUGAAGCGUUCACAGGCAGCUAACGACAUCCCCGCGCUCCGCUGUCACUUGGGCGCGUCCGGGUGAGGCCACGCCCCCUCGGGUCCACGUGGUCGGCCGCGGGCCUGGGCGGCGCUGUUUGCCGCGUGUGUCUCGCGCACGUCCGGGGAUGGCGGGGACCCCGGCCGUGGGGGCCGCUCGGUUCUCUUGUCCCCCCAACUUCAUCGCGACGACCCCAGCCUCAGAUCCCCCGCAUUUCUCCUUGGAGACGCUGACCGGCCCAGACACGGAGCUGUGGCUUAUCCAGACCCCGGCAGACUUUGUUCCAAACAGCCUCGAUGGACGGCGAGUGCCUCUCUCUGGAUCUCGGAUUGUGAAGGGCAAGCUGGGGGGCCAGCGGCACCGCUAUCACAUCCUCAGCAGCAGUGGGUCCUGCGCUGGAGCCGCCACCCUGCUUGCUCCCUCCACAGCGACAGGAGGUGAACUCACCUGUGCCCCUGUCCUCCAUGGCAGCCUCAAGAUCAUGGAGAGCCCCCAAGAAUCCCUGCCUGGAACCCCUCUGCAACCUAUUCUCGCCAGCCCUCCACCACAAAUCCCCCCUGGCCUGAGACCUAGGUUCUGUGCCUUUGGAGGUAACCCCCCAGUCACUGGGCCUGGUUCAGCUUUGACACCCAAGUCACCUACUUCCAAGAAGAAGAGGAGGCAGGCCGCAGAGGCUGCUGCCACUCCAGAGGCUGUGAAUGGCCACGGGACUCUGGAGGUGGACACAGCUGGGUCAGCCCUAGAAACAGAUGUAGGGAGGAAGAAGAAGAAAAGGAAAAAGCAACAUACAGACAUGAUAGAGCCUGCAGUGGAGGUGCUGGAGCCAGAGGUGGAGGUAACUGGACUGCUUGGGGGGCUGGGCCCAGGUACCCCCAAGAAGUGGGCCCCGGAGGCAGAAAUGGCAAAGCCAGAAGAAAAGCCAUCAGACUUGAAAUGUGUGCUUAAAACUGAGCCUCCCGAAGAGACAGCCCUGCCCCCCACCAAGAAGAGAAAGAGGCCCAAAGGGGCCCGCGGCAUGGAGCUGGCAGUGGAGGGGGCAGCAGCUAUGGUCGAUUCUCAGCCACAGGUGGAAGUGGAAGCACAGGAGGAAGCCAUCUCACCUCCCCCAAGGAAAAAGAUAAAGAAAGAAAAGAGGCAGCCUGCCACCAUGGAGCCAGAGACUGAGGGGACUGAGCCACAGGGAGCGCCUUUGGGGCUCUCUGAAUACCCAGAAGUGGAACCCAAGACUGGGACAAUUCUGGUACCACCCAAGAAAAAAAAGAAGAAAGAAAAACUGCAAAAUGUGACAGUGGAGGCCAGUGACCCUGAGCCCCAGGCAACGGUAGCCUCCCCCAAGAAGAAGAAGAAGAAGAAGAAGGACAGAGGGCACACAGACACAGACAGGACCGACAUCACUGGAGAGCAUGGGGCUUGAGGCAGGCCAGGAUCUACCGAGAAGGGAAAUGAAGAAUGGGCUUCAGAUACAGCACCCCAGGAGACCCAAGAGGAAGAAGCCACAGCAGGGUUCUGUGGAGGACCCAGCCAGCAAGGCUACACAGCAGACCCAGCAGGAACCUGCACCUGGGAAAUGCUUUAUUAUGACAGUCAUGGGGGUACUUUCAGGAAGGGCUCAUGUAGAACGUCAAAGAGCCUCCGGGCCUGGAGCAGGGAGAGAAAUGAAUAACCCAUCAUUAAAGAAGCCAUUUGUUCACU